Peromyscus eremicus (cactus mouse) is the source of this 816-nucleotide messenger RNA. RefSeq names its product activating signal cointegrator 1 complex subunit 1-like. The transcript is spliced from 6 exons. Gene Ontology annotation, molecular function: RNA binding. The record is from RefSeq and is a predicted model, not a curated record. Bases 298 to 816 code for a protein of 172 amino acids. Gene Ontology annotation, cellular component: nucleus. NCBI's taxonomy places the organism in Eukaryota, Metazoa, Chordata, Mammalia, Rodentia, Cricetidae. Gene Ontology annotation, biological process: DNA alkylation repair; regulation of DNA-templated transcription.
UUCGGGGAACACUUCCGGGUCGUUCCCGCCCCGGCAUCUUCCGCGCGGUCCUGGUUAUCUUGCGGCCACGCGGUGUUUUCUGGUCCCUGCCUCUGGCGUAGGGGUUCUUUGUUUACUUCUUCGAUUCAGGACUUCAGCUUCUCCCACGAAGCGAAUAAUUACACGAAGACAUAGAUACCUCUCCCUCGCCAAACCCCCAUGACACAGGGCUAGUGGGUUUCCGCCCUUCUGCGCAGCCUUUCUGCCUGGAGCUGCGCAGGAAAGGACUCUACUAGACUAUCAGUUGGAGACAGUGUCAUGGAUGUUCUGCGCCCACAGAUUAUAACAUUCGAUGGACGGAAUUAUAGGAAGAAUCCCAUCCAGGAAAAAAAUUAUCAGCAUGAAGAAGAUGAGGCUUACUAUCGAGACUCCAUGGAGUAUUCUGAUGAGCCCUGUGACGCCUACGAGGUGGAGCAGACCCCUCAAGGAUUCCGGGCCACUGUCAGUGCCCCGAGCGUGCUCUACAAGCACAUAGUUGGAAAGAGAGGGGAUACCAAGAAGAAAAUUGAAGUGGAGACUAAAACAUCUAUUAACGUUCCUAAACCUGGACAUGGAGGAGAGAUUGUGAUCACUGGUCAGCAUCGAAAUGGCGUAAUUUCAGCCCGAACGCGGGUUGAUGUUCUCCUGGACACAUUCAGAAGGAGGCAGCCCUUCACUCACUUCCUGGCCUUUUUUCUCAAUGAAGUUGAAGUUCAGGAAAGAUUUCUGAAGUUCCAGAAGGAAGUGCUGGAGAAGUGCUCCAUGGCAGUUGUGGCUCCUUUGGGGUUAGUACUGUGA